Molecule: messenger RNA, 4035 nt
Organism: Pseudogymnoascus destructans
Lineage: Eukaryota; Fungi; Ascomycota; Leotiomycetes; Thelebolales; Thelebolaceae
Gene: MDR1
Product: GTPase-activating protein
Exons: 1
Coding region: 1-4035 (1344 amino acids)
Biological process (GO): transmembrane transport
Cellular component (GO): membrane
Molecular function (GO): ATP binding; ABC-type transporter activity; ATP hydrolysis activity
Source: RefSeq, a predicted model, not a curated record
AUGGGGUCUCACCCCGACGCGAAAGACCUCGAGGUCCCGACAGCCACCCCCUCCACAAACGGCGAGUCCACCGACGACGUCGAGAGCGCCAACUACCGCAAGCCCGUGGACAAGGAGACCGGGUCGCCGCCCGACAAGGAGGCCGACCUCAAGAAGCUCGACUCCAAUGUCAUCAAAGUCAAGGACGAGCACGACGAUCCCUUCCGCCACUUGCCAGCCGACGAGGCUGAGAUCCUGAAGCGACAGGUCGAUAUCCCCGUCGUCACCUCCACCUACUGGACCCUGUACCGCUAUGCCACCCUCAACGACAAGCUCAUCAUCGCGCUGAGCUGCAUCUGCGCCAUCGCGGCCGGCGCGGCGCUCCCUCUCAUGACCAUCGUCUUUGGUAACCUGGCGGGCCAGUUCCAGGGCCUCUUCCUCAAGACGAUCCCCAAGGAUGAAUUCGCGGGGAUUCUCAGCCACAAUGUUUUGUAUUUUGUAUACAUUGCCGUCGCCGAGUUUGUCACGAUCUACAUCUUCACCGUCGGCUUCAUCUAUACCGGCGAGCAUAUCAGCGGGAAGAUCAGAGAACGCUAUUUGGAGGCGUGUAUGAGGCAGAAUAUUGGGUUCUUUGACAAGCUUGGUGCCGGUGAGAUUACUACGCGCAUCACGGCUGAUACGAAUCUGGUGCAGGAUGGUAUCUCUGAGAAGGUCGGCCUCACCCUGGCGGCUGUGGCGACGUUCGUCACGGCCUUUGUCAUUGGUUUCAUCAAGUACUGGAAGCUCACUCUCAUCCUGUCCUCCACGGUCUUUGCUAUCAUCUUCCUCAUGGGCGGCCUGUCGCGCUUCAUUGUCAAGUAUAACAAGAAAUCCCUCGAGUCGUACGCCCUGGGAGGCACCAUCGCCGAAGAGGUCAUCAGCUCCAUCCGCAACGCGACGGCCUUCGGCACGCAAGACAAGCUGGCCAGGCAGUACGACAUCCAUCUCGCCGACGCAGAGAAGUGGGGUUACAAGGUCAAGGUCAUUCUCGGGUUCAUGAUCGGAGGCAUGAUGGGCAUCGUCUAUCUCAACUACGGUCUUGCUUUCUGGCAGGGCGCCAAGAUGGUCGUCAACGGCGAGACGGCGCUCAGCAACAUUUUGACGACCCUGCUGGCUAUCAUGAUUGGUGCUUUCUCGUUCGGAAACGUCGCGCCUAACAUCCAGGCCUUCACCACUGCUAUAUCCGCUGCUGCCAAGAUCUUCAACACCAUCGACCGCGUGUCCCCCCUGGACUCCUUAGACGACAAGGGCAUCAAGCUCGAGCACGUCAAGGGAACUGUCGAGCUCCGCAACAUCAAGCACAUCUACCCUUCGCGCCCUGAAGUCACCGUCAUGGAGGACGUCAGCCUUUUGAUCCCAGCUGGCAAGAAGACCGCUCUCGUCGGUGCCUCCGGUUCCGGAAAGAGUACCAUUGUUGGCCUCGUCGAGCGCUUCUACGACCCUGUUCGCGGUAACGUCUACCUUGAUGGCCACGAUGUUAGCACGCUCAACCUCAGGUGGUUGCGCAGCAACAUCUCGCUUGUUGCCCAGGAGCCCGUCCUCUUCGGCACUACUAUCCUCGAGAACAUCCUCCACGGUCUCAUCGGCACCAAGUACGAGUACGAGAGUCUCGAGAAGAAGACCGAGCUCGCUGUGGGGGCGGCCAAGAUGGCUAAUGCCCACGAGUUUGUUACAGGCCUUCCUGAGGGAUAUCAGACGCAUGUGGGUGAGCGUGGAUUCUUGCUCAGUGGAGGCCAGAAACAGCGUAUUGCUAUUGCUCGUGCGAUGAUCUCGGAUCCUAAGAUUCUGCUCCUUGAUGAGGCUACGUCUGCGCUUGAUACCAAGUCUGAGGGUGUUGUCCAGGCUGCGCUUGAAGUCGCUGCUGCUGGGAGAACUACUAUUACCAUCGCUCAUCGUCUGUCUACUAUCAAGGAUGCCGACAAUAUCGUCGUUAUGCAGGAAGGCCGUAUCAUCGAACAUGGUGCCCACGAUCAACUUCUUGAAGCUCAAGGCGCGUACUUUAGACUCGUUGAGGCGCAGAAGAUUGCCUCCGUCAACGCCGUCACCGCCGAAGAACAGGCAGCUAUCGAUGCUGAUGAUGAGAAGCUCGCCCGCCACAUCUCGGAAACCGCAGGACAAGAUUACAUCGAAGACCCGGAUGACAAGAACAUCGCGAACAAGCUGAACCGCACCGCAACCGAGAAGUCCCAGUCCAGCCUGGCCCUGCAGAAGCGCGUCCCUGAGGGCGAGCAAACGUACUCUCUCUGGACACUGAUCAAGCUCGUCGCCUCCUUCAACAAGAAGGAAACGCACCUCAUGCUCGUCGGCCUCUUCUGGGCCAUCAUCUGCGGUGGCGGCAACCCAACCCAAGCCGUCUUCUUCGCCAAGCAGAUCCUGACCCUAUCCUUCGCACCCACCGCCUCUUCCCCAGCCCAGGUCAUCAGCGACUCCAACUUCUGGAGUCUGAUGUACCUCAUGCUCGCCAUCGUGCAAUUCAUCGCCUUCGCAAUCCAAGGCUGGGCCUUCGCCUUCUGCUCCGAGCGUCUCGUGCACCGCGUGCGUGACCAGGCAUUCCGCUCCAUGCUGCGCCAGGACAUCGCCUUCUUCGACCGCGACGAGAAUACCGCCGGCGCACUGACAUCCUUCCUCUCUACCGAGACGACGCACAUCGCCGGCCUCUCCGGCGCCACCCUCGGCACAAUCCUCACCGUCAUCGUGACCCUCGUCGCCGCCCUCGCCGUCUCCAUCGCCAUCGGCUGGAAGCUCUCCCUCGUCGUCGCCUCCACAAUCCCCAUCCUCCUCGGCUGCGGCUUCCUCCGCUUCUGGGUCCUCGCCCAGUUCCAGAGCCGCUCCAAGAAAGCCUACGAGUCCUCCGCUAGCUACGCCUGCGAAGCCACAUCCGCCAUCCGCACCGUCGCGUCGCUCACCCGCGAGACCGACGUGCUGGAUAAGUACAAGGAGCAGCUCGCGUCGCAGGCAGUCGUGAGUCUGAAAUCCACACUCCACUCCUCCACCCUCUACGCAGCAUCGCAAUCCAUGAGCCUCCUCGUCAUGGCCCUCGGAUUCUGGUACGGGGGCACUUUGCUCAUCAACUUGGAAUACACAAUCUUCCAAUUCUUCCUCUGCUUCACCUCCAUAAUCUUCGGCGCCCAGUCCGCCGGAACCGUCUUCUCCUUCGCCCCCGACAUGGGCAAGGCCAAGGAAUCCGCGCGCGCGCUCAAGGUCCUGUUUGAUCGCGUCCCCGCUAUCGAUUCCUGGUCCACUGAGGGCGAACAUCUCGAGACUAUGGAUGGGACGAUCGAGUUCCGCGACGUCCACUUCCGCUACCCCACGCGCCCCGAACAGCCCGUCCUCCGCGGCCUAAACUUAACCGUCAAGCCAGGCCAAUACGUAGCCCUCGUCGGGGCCUCCGGAUGCGGUAAAUCCACCACGAUCGCCUUACUAGAACGUUUCUACGAUCCCCUCGUCGGCGGGGUCUUCGUGGACGGAAAGGAGAUCUCAAAGCUCAACAUCGCGAAUUACCGCUCCUACCUCGCCCUCGUCAGCCAGGAACCUACGCUCUACCAGGGCUCGAUCAGGGAUAAUAUCCUCCUCGGUGCAGAUCGCGAUGAUGUCCCCGACUCCGAAAUCGAGCACGCGUGUCGCGAGGCUAACAUCUACGAUUUCAUCAUGUCCCUCCCCGACGGCUUUGGGACCGUGGUCGGCAGCAAAGGCUCGAUGUUGUCCGGUGGGCAAAAACAACGCAUCGCCAUCGCCCGCGCGCUUCUGCGUGAUCCCAAAAUCCUGUUGUUGGAUGAGGCGACGUCAGCGCUGGAUUCAGAGAGCGAGCAUGUGGUGCAGGCGGCGCUGGAUGCGGCAGCGAAGGGACGGACGACGGUUGCGGUGGCGCAUCGCUUGUCGACGAUUCAGAAGGCGGAUGUGAUUUAUGUUUUUGAUCAGGGGAGGAUUGUGGAGGCGGGGACGCAUGGGGAGUUGAUGAAGAAGGGGGGGAGGUAUGCGGAGUUGGUUAACUUGCAGCAGUUGGGGAGGAAUAAUUAG